ACACACCAGCGGGGGCCAGCCAGCAGCGAAGCAAACAGCGGCGCGGCGCGGCGCUUGCGGAAGUGGCAGCGGCGGCGGCGGCGGCAGCUGAAGCCGAGGCGGCGCUAAAUGAAAUUAGCAUACCCGUUUAGCGGUUCGCCGAGGCGGACGGAAGGCUGAACGCAGCCCGCAGGAAUUAUCUCCCCCUCCCAAAAACAACGAAGCUCCGUCUCGACAGAGCGUCUGUUCCGGUCCUUCCUGACGUCCGCCAGCCGCGGAGAUGGGCGACAAGGCGGGUACGAGGGUGUUCAAGAAGUCCAGUCCAAACUGUAAGGUGACGGUCUACCUGGGCAAGAGGGACUUUGUGGACCACCUGGACCACGUGGAUCCAGUAGACGGUGUCAUCCUGGUGGAUCCCGAGUACCUGAAGGACAGGAAAGUCUUCGUCACGCUGACGUGCGCCUUCCGCUACGGCCGCGAGGACUUGGACGUGUUGGGUCUGUCCUUCCGCAAGGACUUGUACAUCUCCACCUUCCAGGCCUUCCCGCCCGUCCCCGAGGAGCGCAAAGCCAACAGUCGACUGCAGGAGCGGCUUCUCAAGAAGUUGGGGCAGCAUGCGCACCCUUUCUAUUUCACGAUCCCUCAGAACCUCCCGUGUUCUGUCACGCUGCAGCCCGGACCUGAAGACACGGGCAAGGCGUGCGGCGUGGACUUUGAGAUUCGAGCCUUUUGCGCCAAGAACAUGGAGGAGAAGAUACACAAGAGGAACUCUGUGCGUCUGGUGAUCCGCAAGGUGCAGUACGCUCCGGAGAAAGCGGGGCCUCAGCCCAUGGUGGAGACGACGCGCAGCUUUCUCAUGUCGGACAGGUCGCUGCACUUGGAGGCGUCGCUGGACAAGGAGCUGUACUACCACGGCGAGCCCAUCAGCGUCAACGUGCACGUGACCAACAACUCCACCAAGACCGUCAAGAGAGUCAAGAUUUCAGUGCGUCAGUACGCCGACAUCUGUUUGUUCAGCACGGCGCAGUACAAAUGUCCCGUGGCACAGCUGGAGGCAGAUGACCAGGUGUCUUCGAGCUCCACCUUCUGCAAAGUGUAUACGCUGACGCCGACCCUGGACAAGAACCGCGAGAAGCGAGGCCUGGCGCUGGACGGGAAGCUCAAACACGAAGACACCAACCUGGCCUCCUCCACCAUUGUCAAGGACGUGACCAACAAGGAGGUGCUUGGAAUCCUGGUGUCCUACAGAGUCAAAGUCAAGCUGGUGGUGUCACGCGGAGGAGACGUAUCUGUGGAGCUGCCGUUCAUCCUCAUGCACCCCAAACCGGCCGAGCCCCCCGCGUCACGGCCGCAGUCAGCCGCGCCGGAGUCGGACCCGCCCAUCGACACCAACCUGAUAGAGUUCGACACCAACAGCGUCUCUCAGGACGACGACUUCGUCUUCGAGGACUUCGCUCGCCUUCGCCUCAAAGGCGCGGUGGACGACAAGGACGAGGACUGCUAGGAGAGACGCUCGCGCGCCUCAACACAUGUACACGCACGCACGUAACAUUCCCGCCAAAUUUGGGCGUCGCCGCCAUCGUCUAAGCGUUUCCUUUUGAUCGAAGGAUCUUCUUACAAAUACUACGGUGAAGCUUCUUUGUAUUUAAGUGAGGUUUUCAUGUGUUCAAUUGGUACGCUAGCCAACAGACCACUUUGUUUGACUUUCAUUUCUUUGCAGCUGUUCACGCUAGUCGUUUUCCGCCGACCUCUUUUUCUCAUCGACUACCGAGACACGCUCAGUUUUUACCGGGGACUACCGCGAACGGACAUCGAGGUCGUACUCCCGUCGUCCGCCCACAUAGGGAUCCGUCGAAUUCGCCAGAGUAUCGGGGCCCAAGAAAAAACCCAUUCAAAUUGUACUAUCGGUGUGAGAAAAAAGCGCUGUUAUCACGUGCGGCUAAUGUGGGGAUACGUAAAUUAGCUUCCUUUAGCUGUGAGCUAUGACCAAAAAAAAAAAUCCUUGGAUUAUAAUUUGAUGGAAAAGAUGAAGGAUUUGCUUAGCUGUUCACAGCCUCGCGAGACGCUUUCAAAAUUUUUGAUUUUAAUAGGUGGCCAAAGUACAGUACCCUGCAGCUAAUUCAACGACAUUAGCCGUACAUAAUAACAUUUUAUUCUCGUCCUCAUUUUUUUCUUUAUUUUGGUCCCGAUACUCCGUCGUAGGUUUUGGUCGGGCACGCCGCGAGGUCAAUGAAGGGUUUUGGGCAAACGACGGCCCUUACCUCACCACUCUUUGCCGUUGACGGUAGUUUGCCAAAGCGGGUUUUUAAUUUUGGGACUUCCUGUUCCUUGCUCAAAAAAAAAAAAAAACUGUUUGGAUUGAGUAUCCAUCUACAAGGAAGAUAAAACAGUCACUUGAAGUAUAUAAACAAAGAAGUUAGGCAUUUGUCACCUGUUCAUUUUCAAAUCUUUAUGAAUGUUUAGCAUUUUUUUCCCCCAGUGGCGAUUGAUGAUGGCGUCUUGUACAGAUGUUUUUUUUUUUUUUUUU
Corythoichthys intestinalis (scribbled pipefish) is the source of this 2506-nucleotide messenger RNA. RefSeq names its product arrestin red cell. The coding region runs from base 260 to 1483 and encodes 407 amino acids. Gene Ontology annotation, molecular function: angiotensin receptor binding. Gene Ontology annotation, biological process: G protein-coupled receptor internalization; positive regulation of ERK1 and ERK2 cascade; signal transduction. NCBI's taxonomy places the organism in Eukaryota, Metazoa, Chordata, Actinopteri, Syngnathiformes, Syngnathidae. The record is from RefSeq and is a predicted model, not a curated record. Gene Ontology annotation, cellular component: cytoplasm. The transcript is spliced from 16 exons.